AUGAGAUUCAACUUGGCCUCGGGCCUGCUGUUGGUCCUUGCGACUACAGAGGCCGUUGGUGCCGUCAACUGGUUCAGCAAAGCUGUGUACAACAGAUGGCACGAAACAGAGCUAGAAAGAUGGCUUUCCGACCACGAUAUCCCGUAUCCUACACCUGCAGAUCGCAAGGAUCUUGAGGACUUGAUGAAAUCAAACUGGGAUAUGAAGGUCCAAAAGCCCUUGGCGCAGAUGACAGACCAAAGCUCUGACCAGUUGCAUCAUGCAAAGGAGUGGAUCUUUGAUACCUGGUCGGACUCUCAGCUCAAGGCAUUCUUGGAUCGACACGGUAUUCCUGCUCCGCAGCCGCGCAGGCGUGAUGUUCUUCUGAGAACUGCCCGUGAGAACUAUGAGACAAUUGCAAAGAAGAUUGGCGAGACAGCCGCGUAUCCUGGAAACUGGGUUUACGCACAGUGGACAGAGUCUGAUCUGAAGGAAUGGCUCGAUGAGCGUGGAUGGCCUGUGCCUCAGCCCAGUACUCGGGACAAGCUUGUCGCGUCGGUGCGUCGCAAUGCUAGAUUGGCUAGCCUGCAAGCACGUAGCAUUUCUGCUUCUGCUGCUGCUUCUGCAGAUGCGGCCCAGGCUACGUUGAGCGAAGCGCUGUUCCAAGCUUGGUCUGACGCGGAUCUGAAGAAGUUCCUUGAUGACCAUCAAAUCAAGGUGCCCCAAGGCUCCAUGCGCAAUGAGCUUGUUGCGCUAGCAAGAAAGCACCGCGCUUCUUUGGUCAGCCAGGCAUCAUCUGCUUCUAAUACCGCUUCGCAGUGGAUUGGUGCUGCUACCUCUAGUGCUGGCAAUGAGUAUGCGCGAGCAACCGACUCGGUCCACGAUGUGUUUGAUUCCAUCAUUGAGACUUGGUCCGAUUCUCGUCUCAAGGCAUUCUUGGAUGCCAGAGGAAUUCCUGUCCCUCAGAGUGGGAAGCGUGAUGAGCUCCUUGCCAGUGUGAGAGCACACAAGCAUCAGGUGGCAGCACAUUUCAAUGCCUGGAGCUUUGAUACCUGGGACACUGAACAUCUCAAGAACUACCUGUCUUCCAUGAACGCCAAGGUGGCUCAUCGCGCGGAUGUAUCCCGCGAAGAGCUCAUGAGACAAGCGCAGGAUGCUUACGCCAAAGCCUCCAAGGCUGGAGGCUCGAAUCUAGCCUCUGCUACUUCCUACAUGGCCCAAGCCACCGAAGCAGCCAAGGGCAGCUCGUUCGAUACUUGGUCUCGCUCUGAGCUCAAGGCCUAUCUUGACUCUUAUGGCAUUCCCGUGUAUCAGGGUUCUAGCGCGAAUGAAUUGCGGGCGGCCGCUAGACACCAGGCUCAAUAUUUCACAUAUGGAACAACGAGUCCAUAUGGCACACUCUACACCAAGUUCAAGGACACUGCCCAGUGGGUCUGGGACCAGCUGAAGAUUGGCGCAUCGAGUGGCAGAGCUCAGGGCCAGGAGUCUGCAGAAAAAGUGAAGGAUACAGUCUUUGAAACGGCUGAUGAAUUGCGCUCGGAGCUGUAA
Aspergillus wentii DTO 134E9 is the source of this 1527-nucleotide messenger RNA. RefSeq names its product double-strand break repair enhancer MSC1 (gene ish1). The transcript has 5 exons. NCBI's taxonomy places the organism in Eukaryota, Fungi, Ascomycota, Eurotiomycetes, Eurotiales, Aspergillaceae. The record is from RefSeq and is a predicted model, not a curated record. The coding region runs from base 1 to 1527 and encodes 508 amino acids.